UACAGUUUACAAACAAAAUAAUAUUGUGGUCCUAAGUUCCCAACUAUUCAUAUAAACCCACCACCUAUGUGCACCCUUCAGAGUUACACGAGAGGUCAGCUGAUUCCCAUGAUGUGUACUCCCAGCUGAUACUGUUAAUGAUAAUAAGAGAGUAAACAGCUGAUAGCUUAGGUACAAAAGGGAUGCUACCAGCUGACAGUGUAUAAGAGAAGAGCAUCUGCUGGCACUGAGGGUAGCAGAACCUUACCUUACUGUAAUGCAUCACAAUUUAGUCUUGUUGUGCCUAGUGGGGGUGACCACCGUGCUGGGGUGGAGGCAAGGAGGCAGUGGGUUCAUGUACCCACCUAAACGACCAGAAGGUGUACAGCUUCCUCCUGACCAAUGGUACACUCAAAGCCUCAACCACUUCAACCCUUCAGAUACACGAACAUGGCAGCAGAGGUACUUUACCAAUGACUCUUUUUAUGAGCCUGGAGGACCUGUAUUUUUGAUGAUAGGAGGAGAAGGACCAGCUGAUCCAGUAUGGAUGGUGGAAGGAUCUUGGGUUACAUAUGCCCAGAGUCUUAAAGCUUACAUGCUGUUUUUGGAGCAUCGCUACUAUGGCAAGAGUCAUCCUACUGAGGAUGUAUCUGUAGAAAAUUUGGCAUACCUAAGUACUGAACAAGCUCUAGCAGAUUUGGCAGCCUUUAUUGUGGACAUGCAAGAAAGUCUUGGUUUUGAAGAUAACAAAUGGAUUGUAUUUGGUGGAUCAUACUCAGGGUCACUGGCAGCCUGGUUCCGCAUGAAGUAUCCACAUCUAGCACAUGGAGCUGUAGCUACAAGUGCUCCUAUUGUAGCUCAGGUUAAUUUCAAAGAAUACUUAGAGGUGGUUCGUGAUUCUCUUGCCACUGUGAGUGAAGACUGUAACACACAAAUCAAAGAAGCGCACCGAGAGCUCGACAUGUUAUUACUUCACCAAAUUGGUUGGCGGACCAUCACGACAGAAUUCAGACUCUGCACACCUUUGGAUGCACGGAUAGCAGAUGAUGUAUCAAAUAUGUUUUCUUUGCUGGCAGAGAAUAUUGAAGAUGUGGUACAAUAUAAUAAAGACAACCGAGCCUUUGAGGGAGUCAAGGGCACUAACAUCACCAUUGACACAAUAUGUGGCAUAAUGAUGAAUGAAGAUGAAGAGCCUAUUGACAGAUAUGCAGACGUCAACUCAAUGAUUUUGGAUGUGUAUGGGAAGCCAUGUCUAGAGCACACAUACCAUGCCAUGAUAGAGGAACUGCAAGCCACCAGUUGGGAAAACAAUGAAUCUGUUGGGGGUCGAGCGUGGAUGUAUCAAACGUGUACAGAGUAUGGGUUCUAUCAGAGUUCAGACUCGGAAAACCAACCAUUUGGAGACAAGUUUCCCAUUGAGUUCUUCAUUAAGCAGUGUGAAGAUAUCUAUGGACCAAAGUUUAACCUGAGUCUCCUAGAAGCUGGUGUUAAGAGAACAAACACAAUCUUUGGAGGACGGGACCUGAAAGUGACUAGAGUUGUUUUCCCCAAUGGCUCUAUUGAUCCCUGGCAUGCCCUUGGGAUUACUUCCGAUAUCAGCAAUGAUGCCACUGCCAUCUAUAUAAAUGGAACUGCCCACUGUGCCAAUGAGUACCCAGACUCCCCAGACGAUCCAUCUCAGUUGACAGCUGCCAGGGAGGAGGUAUACCAACUCAUUACCCAGUGGCUUAAUGAGGAAUGAAGUGCCACUCAUCUUCAAUUUUAAUUAUUGCCACUUAAUGGAUGUGGUAUAGGUUACAAAAACCUAAUGUUAACACUAAGUUUUACCUUUGCAUUUAAUACUUGCAGUUAAGUUUUUGGUAAAUGAAAAUUUAUAUUAAUGUGAAAUUGCACUUUACUAAUUGGACUGUAUUGUGUUUAAAUCUCUUCAGUAUUAUUCAUAAUAACCUGGACUAUAUUGAAUUUUAAAGUUUGUUAAGGUUUUUAAAUAAAAUAAGUUGACUUUACCUGAAUUAACUAAACUUUAUCUCUACUUAAAAUUUAUACUCGUACAGUAUUUCAGAUUUUAGCUGUCCUUCAGUACACCAGCAAAUAUCAUACAAAGUUCAGAAGUUUAAUAAACAAAUUUAUUUAUUCAAAAGACAGGUGUUUCAUUAAUCACUGUUGUACCUAUUAAGGCAUUCUGAAAUUAUGGACAACAGUUAUUAAAUUUCCAGAUUUGU
Molecule: messenger RNA, 2201 nt
Organism: Homarus americanus (American lobster)
Lineage: Eukaryota; Metazoa; Arthropoda; Malacostraca; Decapoda; Nephropidae
Product: putative serine protease K12H4.7
Exons: 10
Coding region: 257-1720 (487 amino acids)
Biological process (GO): proteolysis
Molecular function (GO): dipeptidyl-peptidase activity; serine-type exopeptidase activity
Source: RefSeq, a predicted model, not a curated record